Trametes versicolor FP-101664 SS1 is the source of this 3342-nucleotide messenger RNA. RefSeq names its product ANTH-domain-containing protein. Gene Ontology annotation, molecular function: phosphatidylinositol-4,5-bisphosphate binding; 1-phosphatidylinositol binding; SNARE binding. The transcript is spliced from 8 exons. The record is from RefSeq and is a predicted model, not a curated record. Bases 53 to 2929 code for a protein of 958 amino acids. Gene Ontology annotation, cellular component: clathrin-coated pit; clathrin-coated vesicle. Gene Ontology annotation, biological process: clathrin coat assembly; vesicle budding from membrane; clathrin-dependent endocytosis. NCBI's taxonomy places the organism in Eukaryota, Fungi, Basidiomycota, Agaricomycetes, Polyporales, Polyporaceae.
AUCCUGUACACAUCUCCCCGCGUCGUCCUCGUCGCCCCUCGCGCUGCACCCCAUGACGAGCUUCGAGAAGACCGUCAAGCUCGCCUGCAAGCCCAAGGCCGCGCCGCCCAAGUCCAAGUAUCUUGACCCCAUCAUCGCCGCGACUUGGUCAGAGGACGGCGCGGUACACGAUGUCUGCAAGGCCCUCUCCCCGCGUUUCCGCGAGCCGAACGUCAUCGUCGUCUUCAAGGCGUUGAUCGUUCUCCACACCAUGAUCCGGAAUGGCGCUACCGACAACAUCCUCCAGUACCUUUCCUCCUCCGAUGUGUUGAAGCUGCGCAAUGUUUCGACCGGCACCUGGGAAGGGUACGAUGCUCCGCAGAACCUGCAGAACUACUCGAAAUACCUGGACACACGGAUACGAGCGUACCGCGAGCUCAAGCAUGAUGCGAUUCGGGUGCAGUCCGAAACCAACCGAGAUAUGCGCAACUCCCAGGCGAUCGACGAAGAGAUGGACCACGGUUCGCGGAAGCGCGGCAAGAACCCGCCCCCGGCUCCCACCAGCUCUCUCCAGCGGGGCAAGACGAUGUCUGGGCGGAAACUGCGUGUCAUGACGGUAGAGAAGGGCCUACUGCGCGAGACGAAGGUUGUUCAGAAGAUGGUGGACGCGUUGGUCGAAUGUCGGUUCUACCUCGACAAUCUUGAAGACGAGCUAAACGUGACUGCACUCUCGAUGCUGGUGAAGGACCUCCUGAUCCUCUUCCAAGCUUGCAAUGAAGGUGUCAUCAACGUGCUUGAACACUACUUCGAGAUGUCACACAUCGACGCCGAAGAGGCACUCGCUAUCUACAAGCACUUCUGCAAACAGACAGAGCGCGUAGUGGAAUACCUCGGGGUCGCGAAGAAGCUGCAGAAUCUGCUCAACGUUCCAAUACCGAACCUCCGACAUGCGCCCGUCUCUCUUGCCAGUUCUCUCGAGGAGUACUUGAACGAUUCAAACUUCGAGCAAAACAGGAUCGAGUACAAGACCCAAAAGGAGGCAGCGGAACGUAACGCCAGGCUCGGCAUCAAGUCAAGUCCUAAGCCCGCGGAGAUCGCACCUAUGCCGAAAGCGCCAGAGGCAAGCUCCUCAUCAGACUCAGGCACGAAGACCCCCGGACAGAAAGCCUUGAUUGACUUCUUCUCCGCCAUCGAGGAAGAACAACACACCAUGUUCAACCCACAGACGAACAGCCCGACUAGCAAUUACUUCCAGCAGCAGGCUAUGCAGAACCCCUUCCAGCAACAGAUGGUGACGGGAGCAGCGUUCGCAGGCGCGCAAGCGUUCGGACAGCAACCGCAGCUGCAAGGACAGCCCACAGGUUAUGUAUACGCCCAGAACACGGCGGUUCCCAUGAUGGGCGCGACGAACCCCUUUGGGAUGCAGGCUACCCAUCAACCUGUCCAACAGUUCCAGCCGUUCCUAGCUCCGCAACAGACAGGGUUCUUGCAGCCACAGAUGACAGGCGCCAACCCGUUCCGACAGAGCACACUCUUCCCGCAGAGCACAGGCAUGCCGUCAUUCGGCCAGAACAUGGGCGCGCCCCAAAGCACCAACCCCUUCCCUGUACAGAACCAGCAGCCACCUCAGCAGCCACAGCCGCCACAACAACCUCAGCAGCAGGCGAACCCGAUGCAGAACUUCAGCCAAUUCCAGCAGCCCCAGGCGGGACAGCCGACUGGCCAACCGUCCUUCCCCUUCUCGAACCAGUUUACCGGCGCACCGAGCGCCUCGCAGAGCGGGUCGAACAUCGCUCAGCCGUUUGCUCAGUCAGCGUCAGCAUCGGCGUCGUCAUCUGGGCCGGUACCGCCGCGUUCGGCGACAGCGCCGCUCACCGGCCCCGCACCUUCCUUCUCGUCAGGGUCCUCCGGCCCGCCGCCAGCGCAGCCGGUGAGGACACACCAAACUGGUUCGCGGAAUCCGUUUGGUCAAGUGGUCGAGCCUGCGCCGCCUGUGCCGCCUGUGCCAAAGCAGCCUACGCUGUUGGACCUCGCUAUGGGCUACGGGAGCCAGAACAAUACGCAAGGGCAGCAACAACAACAGCAGCAGCAGCAGCCCAUGCAGACGGGUGCAUUCUCGUCAUCGUCGUUCAGCAACUUCGGUUCGAGCGGUUCUGGCUCGCAGCCGAACACCAACGGUACUGCAGCGAACGGUUCCGUCAUGGCUAGCAUAGCUUCCUCCUUCGCGUUCUCAGACUCGAAAGGUGGCUUGUCACAGCCAGGCUCCUCGUUCGCCUCGCCACUCACUUCCCAACCUACGUCAAGCACCACAUCCGGCUCGACGUUCUCAGACUCUCUUUUCUCGUCACUCUCUUCGCAGCCCACGGGCGCGACCUCCACGACGGCUCCUUCCAUCUCCAUCUCCUCCGCCGGCAGCGCGCCAUUGCGGCCACAAACGACUGGGUUCAGCGGGCUCAAGGCGUUCAAGCCGUCGUCCUCGUUCGGCGCCGCCCUGCUUGAAUCGCUGCCCCCCAUCCCCGCCUCUAACCCCUCUACCCCCGCGACGUCCCCGCCGCCGUCCAACCCGGGCUCCACUCUCGGGUCCCAGCCGACAGGCUUCCCUGGGUUCUCGGGGCAGGCAACAGGGCUGGGCACGUCGUCACUAGGCGUCGGUCUUCGCCCGCAGGCCACAGGCACCGCACCACAGGCGAACCCGUUCCGUGCGUCGAUGUUCUCGACGACGGGGAACCCUACGGGCGGUGCGUUCAGUGGCUCGACUUCGACUCCCUCGUUCGGUGCGGGUGGGGCUGGGCUGGGCUCGUCGCCGUCGCCGUUCGGCCUGAACGCGAACCCUACUGGCGCGCCCUCGUUCGGCGGUGGCGCGUCGUUCUUCGGUGGCAGCUUCAGCCAGAACCAGCAACAACAACAGCAACCACAGCAGCAACAGGGCGGCACCGCGUCGCUCAUAUAAUCCGCCCCCUCCCCCUUGUGCUCUGGUCUCCCCGCCCCGCCUUUUCCCGCCCCUUGCUAGUUGUACCUAAUCUUGAUUCGCGGCUCCGACCCGACUUGGCGGCACCGGCGCACCCGUUUCUCUUUUACGUGUAGUUUAACGCUUUCCACGCUCCCCUUCCUAUUCAUGACGCGCAUGCUUUCGCUUUCGGUACGUCGACACGGACAUCCUAUUGGGCGGGCGGGAGGAGGGCCGAGGGGCUCUAGGGGUUUGGUUUUGUGGAGGGAGUGGGUGAGGGGAGGACGGGGCGGUAGGGAGGAUACUGGGGAGCGCUGCAGCGGCCCUGCUUCGGUACGCUACGAUACAUGACAUGGUUUUCGACAUCUCUGGAGGUAGAGAGGAUACCCGGCGCAAGUGUAUACUUUGACUCAUCC